Messenger RNA from Macrosiphum euphorbiae (potato aphid), 4020 nucleotides. The record is from the annotation of a GenBank genome assembly. Lineage: Eukaryota; Metazoa; Arthropoda; Insecta; Hemiptera; Aphididae.
AUGGCUCCAGACAAGUUCCACGUGUUUGGUAGUAUUGGUACCGUUUCGGAGUUUGAAGCGACGGAUGAUUGGAAAUUGUACCAGGAAAGGCUGGAACAAUAUUUCCUCGCUAAUGCCAUUGAAGAAGGAAGGAAGGUUCCUGUAUUACUGUCAGUAGUUGGAUUAAAUACUUACAAAAUAAUUAAGGAUUUGAGUGAUCCGGUUUUACCUAAAGAUAGACCGUGUACAGAAAUUUGUGAUUUGUUAAAUGGUCAUUUUUCUCCAGCAGUUUCGGUAUUUCGAAAACGUAUAGAGUUUUAUAAUCUUCGACAAGGUGAAGUUGAAACUUGUGGAAAUUGGUAUGCAAAACUGAAAAAUGCAGCCAUCGAGUGUAAAUUUGGUGCAAAACUAAAUGAUGUACUCAAGGAUAAGUUUGUAUCUGGAUUAAGAGCAGGAAAAGUGUUGGACCGGCUCUGUGAAGAGGAUCCUGAAACAAAAACGUUAAAAACUAUGGUCGAACUGGCGCUGAAGUAUGAAUCAACGGUUGUUAAUUCAGUCAGAGACAUUAACGUUGUGAAUACUUACAAAGGCAAAAAUUACAGACACUAUGUUGACAAGAAGGCACCUAAGAACUAUAAGAACAUGGGCAAUGAAAAAGCGACGACAGCUACAACAGGAGCAGCGAAGCUGGGACCGUCUACUACAAGUAAAGCAGCCUGUUUUGCAUGCGGUAAGAGCAACCAUAAAUUUUCUGAAUGCAGGUACAAGGAGUUUAUUUGCAAUGUAUGUAAGACCAAAGGUCAUUUAGCAAAAGUAUGUAAGAGUAGGAAAAACAGCUAUAAGGUUAAGUCUAAUAAUUAUGUUAACUCUGAGGAAACUCAGAAAUUAGAUAGCUUGGGUAUGGAUUUUAUUAAUAUGUUUAGUUUAAAUGAAGUUAAUUUCUGUGAACCUUUUAUAAUUAAAAUGUUAGUUAAUGGGGUACAGUUAGAAAUGGAACUAGACACUGGUGCAGGAGUGUCAGUUUUACCAGAAAAUAUUUUAAAAGGAAAAUUAAGAAUGUAUGAAAUUAAACCUACCUUUGUGAAACUCAAGGCUUAUGAUGGAGCAAUAAUUGAACCGAUUGGUGAAGUGGAAAUGUGUGUCGAUUAUAAAUCAAUAAAAAAAAAGUGUAAGUUUUUGGUUGUUUCAAGUGAUAAUAAACCGUUGGUUGGUCGAGAUAUCAUGGCAGAGUUUGGCAUUGGAGUUAACAACCUGAUUAAUGUUAACAGUAGGAAGUUAAAUUUGGAUAAGUUGUUACAUGAAUUUAAGGAUAUUUUUAGUGAAGAGAUUGGUACUUACAAUUUUGAAAAAAUUAAUUUGAAGCUUAAGCCAGAUUCAAGUCCAGUAUUUGUCAAACCAAGAACGGUUCCUUUUGCGUUUAAAGUUAAAGUAGAAGAGGAGUUAAGUAGAUUAGAGAAGGAAGGUGUCAUUACCUUAGUGGAUAAUAAUGAUUGGGGAACACCCUUAGUGCCUGUGCUAAAAAAUAAUGGAGAAAUAAGAAUUUGUGGUGAUUAUAAAACUACAGUGAAUAAGUUUUUAGAGGAUGUUAAGCACCCUCUGCCAAAGGUAGAAGAGUUAUUUGUAGCUUUACAAGGUGGAAAAACUUUUUCAAAAAUUGAUUUUAGAAAUGCGUAUAAUCAAUUGGUGUUAGAUGAAGAGACAAGUAGACUUCUGGCUUGGAGCACACAUAAAGGAAUUUAUUUGGUAAAUAGGUUGCCAUAUGGAACCAAGCCAGCAUGUGCAGUUUUCCAGAAAAUAGUUGAAAAAGUUUUGCUUGGUUUAAAGAAUACAAUGAAUUUUUUGGAUGAUGUAAUAGUAACUGGUGCUACGGAUGAAGAGCAUACUGAUAAUUUAAAAGCAGUUUUUAGUAGGCUAAAAGAAGCAGGUUUCCGUGUGAGCUUGAGUAAAUGCAGUUUUUUUCAAGAAGAGAUUCAUUACUUAGGUCAUAUAAUAUGUGCUAAAGGUCUUAAGAAAGAUAAGUCUAAGAUGGAGGCGAUUAGGUUAGCCCCUAGACCACAAAAUGUGCAUGAAGUAAGAGCUUUCGCAGGCAUGGUAAAUUACUAUGGUAAAUUUAUUAAAAACUUAUCAGGUUUAAUGGAACCCAUUUAUCAAUUAUUAAAAAAAGGACAACAGUUUAUUUGGUCUGAUAAAUGUGAGAAGGUUUUUUGUAAAGCGAAAGAGUUAAUGUGUUCGGAUGACAUUUUGGUGCAUUAUGACCCUUCUUUGGAACUAGUAUUGAGUUGUGAUGCUUCUCAAAAAGGCAUAGGUGCAGUGUUAUCUUGUAUUUUACCUGGUGGCAUAGAAAAACCUGUUACAUACAUAUCAAGAGUUUUAAAUGAAACGGAACAAAAGUACUCAGUUAUUAUCAAGGAGGCGUUGGCAAUUUUUUGGGCGGUUCGAAAACUAAAUCAGUAUUUGCCAGGAAAAAAAUUUAUUUUGAGGACAGAUCAUAAGCCAUUGUUGGCAAUAUUUGGAGAAAAGAAAGGUAUACCAGUUAUGGCAGCGGGCAAGUUACAACGUUGGGCUAUGUUUUUAGCUGGUUUUGAUUAUAAUAUUGUUUAUAUUAAGGGAAGCGAAAAUGGUGCGGCUGACGGAUUGUCUAGACUUCCUUUAAAAGUGAAAGAGGAGGACUUAGGUGAAGAUUAUUUGAAAUUUGUCGAAAGGUCCUGUCCUAUUGAUGCUUGCAUGAUUAGAGUUGAAACAAAAAAAGAUAGGAUUCUAAGUGCAGUUUUAUCAGUUAUUAAUGGCGAUUCGGUGUUAGAAGAAAUCUCAGCAGAAAUGAAUACCUUUAUUAAUAAAAAAAAUGAGUUGUACGUUGAAGAAGGAAUUAUUAUGUGGGGUUAUAGAGUUGUCAUACCAAAAGUUUUACAGGAAGGAUUACUUAAUGAGUUACAUGGUGCACACAUGGGUGCAGCUAAAAUGAAGAAUCUGGCUAGAACUUAUUUUUGGUGGCCAAAUUUAGAUAAAGAUAUUGAAAAGUUUGUUAGUAGUUGUAUUUUAUGUGUUGAGGCAAGACCAAACCCACCAUUAGCCAAGUUAAUUAAGUGGCCAGAUAGUGUUGGUGUCUUCGACAGAGUACACAUUGAUUUUUUGGGUCCAGUCUCUGGAAAAAUGUUUUUUGUUUUAACUGAUGCUUUUUCUAAGUGGCCUGAAAUUUAUGAAAUGCCUAGGACAGAUGCAAAAUUCAUGAUAGACAAACUCAAAGAUAUUUUUGCAAGGUAUGGUUUGCCAAAUAAGAUUGUGUCUGAUAAUGGUCCACAGUUUGUUUCGGCAGAAUAUAGAGAAUUUUGUCAUCGUAAUGGUAUUAGAGUGAUAACUUCACCACCGUUUCAUCCAUCUACAAACGGGGCAGCCGAGAAUGCUGUUAAAACUUUCAAAGCUUGUUUGUUGAAGUUUAUUAAGGACAGUAGUAAAUUCAUGUCAGUUAGUUCUGUGAUUAGUAGGUAUUUAUUUAACUAUAGGAACACACCACAUUGGGUGACUGGAGAAUGCCCUUCAAUGUUAAUGUUUGGCAGAAAAGUGCGUACUAGAUUGGAUUUAUUAAGGGAGUUCGGAGGUAGAAAGGAUGAUCAGUUUAAAAAUUUCAAAGGAAAAAGAGAAGUAGAAUUCGAGGAAGGUGAAAUGUGUUUUGCCAGGGAUUACAAAAAUCCUAAUAAGAGAUCUUGGAAAAAGGGAGUAGUUGAAGAGGUUCUUGGAAAAAGAAUUUAUUUAGUUAGGAUACUAGAGAGUAAUGUGGUAUGGAAAAGACACUUAGAUCAAAUGAUCAAGUCUGGUGACUUCUAUAGGAACCCAAGUGAGAACAUAGAUUAUGAAAAUGAACUAAAUAGUGAUGUGGGUAAACAAUUAGAUGAUGAAUUAGAGAAGGAAAUAGUAAAAGAAAAGUUGGACUUAGUACUAGGUGAAGCUUCAGUUGAGACUCCUAAGAGUGAUGAAAUUGGUAGAUGUGAGAGGCGACCUGGACUAAGGGGAAAUAUAAAAAAAGUAAUUAAGUUAGAUCUAUAA